Messenger RNA from Talaromyces atroroseus, 2172 nucleotides. RefSeq lists its product as hypothetical. The transcript has a single exon. Bases 1 to 2172 code for a protein of 723 amino acids. Lineage: Eukaryota; Fungi; Ascomycota; Eurotiomycetes; Eurotiales; Trichocomaceae. The record is from RefSeq and is a predicted model, not a curated record.
AUGACAAACGACCGCCAUUCCGGAAAUGAGCGGAGGUUCAGGCCGGAGUUGAUCGAAUCAACUUCUCGGUCGAGCAGAGCUAAGAAUGUGUUCAAUUUAGAUUCGCAGGCUCCCAGCAUAGAUCAGAACAGACCGAUUGAAGGCAGCAGUACCGCAACGACUGCAAUGGAUGCCGAGAGGCCUCGGCGGAUCUUGCCGCAGCCCACAGAAACAUCUUCCCGAUCAUCUAGGAAGAACUUGGUAACGCAGACCGGCGCUUCUAGCAGUGAAGAUUCGUCCAACCACCCUCAAUCUUCAGCCUCCCAGGGUCUAGAUUCAAAAAAGCCCAAUCGCCCGUUGCCUCAACCCUUUGAAGUCAAAACAUCGAACGGCAAAGGAUAUUCAGAAAACAUGAAACAUGGUUCUGAAUCCGAGAAAGAAGAUAAGAGGGGCUUGCAUACGGCGAAUGCUAUUAGGAAAUUUUAUCCCGAGCCUAUUGAGACCGUGAAAAUGAGCAGGCGGAAACCGGUCAAGGCGCAAAGUGGAUCGAAUUCUUCGUCCUCGCAAAGCACACCACCCCGCAAAUUCACACCCCAGUUAAUCGAAACUGGAAAGCGUUCUUUCCGCCAAGCGGAAACACUCCUGACUCCAGGAGCCUCUAGAAGCUUUGACGGUGCUUUUGGUAAUAACGGUCUAUCCCGGCCAACCUCGCCUCCCAUUUCACGAGGUCAGCAAAUGACUGCCGCAAGAGAGGAGUCUUCGUAUCCAACAGAAUCACCGUUCUCCUAUGCGAGCCUGUUGCAACGUCAAGAGGGCAGACGGCAUUCUUUCCGUGUACCGGACCUACCCGCCAUUCCAUCAAACAGUAGCGAAGGCUCAGACAACUAUGAUUUGCCACCUUCUCUGUCUACCACGCCAUCAGCAUCAUCUGAGGAAAGUGCAAACCGACUUGCAGCAAAGAAUCGGUUCAGGGAAAGUUGCGAUGAACGCUUUUCUGGAUAUCUACUCUCACUGGCAGCACGCAGCGCAGAAAAGCAACUACAGGACCAAGCUCUGGCAGCAUUUCCCAACGAGCAAGAUCAUCAACCUGUCUCCCAUUUUGCCAUUGAUGGCGAUGAAGAGUUUGGGGAUGAGGACAUUGACGCCGUUGCUACUACUAUGCCACGAAUCAACAACCGAGGAGAUGAAAUCUUCCGGCGUGAAUCUCUUACCGAUUUAACGUGGGAAUUAGAUGAGAUGCGCCGCCACAAGGAGGUGGCCGAAUUGAAAGACCUUGGCGUCCGGAAAAGCGAUGCCCACGAGUCUAAGUUUUCUGCUGCUGCCAUCGCUGCGAGGCAAUCCCAAAAACCGGAGGAUAAAGCCUCGCUCUUUGCUGGCUGGCGGAGAGACCUUGGUUUGGCGCAGAUGCGGCAUGCAGCCAGUCCACCAAUGUUAGGCGAUGACAUUGUCUUUACUCUGAGCGUCUCUCCGCAAGGAAGCGCUUCUGAGACCGACCAGAUGGUCUCUGUCAGUCAGGCAGAACCAGCGCCCCCUGGAGAUAUGCAUCAAACCGGUCUAUGGACCACCGAGGCGAACGUGCAAGAUAUACAGAGACCAGGGUUAUGGAUGGGUCUAUGUCUCAAGGACCAAGGAAACGAGCAACAAUUUUCUCCCCUUCACAAGGCCAGAAAUGGGAUUGCCACUCCGAAAGCAGAUCAUGGUACCUUUGACGGGUCAUAUUUCGACUUGAAAAUGGAUCUGGACGACCACAAGAACCACAACGACUCAGACGUUCAAUCUGUCAAUAUGUCUACCGACGAGACCGAGCCCCUCCCUACGACACCUAAAACCGCAGCACCGGAAACAAAACAAACCGAUGCUAUGGAACACGAAUUCGAUGAUAGAUUCGUGACCCAGGUCUAUAAUUACCUGUCUCUAGGAUACCCAUCCUUAGCUCGCUACUAUGAUUUGGAACUGAGCAAGAUUUCCGGCAUCCCCGUCGCAGAACUGAGGCAAGAUGACCUCCGCAGAGAGGCCAAAGGCUAUGUUGUAAACGUGCCAAACGGUAACGGGCCAGAAAACUGCAUGCGGUGGAAGGCAUUACGACUAUAUAUCAAAGAAUGGACCACACAACGGCCAGAGAUUGAUCUCAACAAUGACGAAAGCUUAGAUGCCUGGGGUGUCAUUGAGCGAAGAGGAAGUUGGGCAGUUUAG